Molecule: messenger RNA, 714 nt
Organism: Neohortaea acidophila
Lineage: Eukaryota; Fungi; Ascomycota; Dothideomycetes; Mycosphaerellales; Teratosphaeriaceae
Product: HAD-like domain-containing protein
Exons: 2
Coding region: 1-714 (237 amino acids)
Biological process (GO): pyrimidine nucleobase metabolic process; nucleotide catabolic process
Molecular function (GO): nucleotidase activity
Source: RefSeq, a predicted model, not a curated record
AUGGCUGUCCCUGCCGUCAACGGCGAGCACGCAGCCGCCGGCAAGAAAGUCUUCUUCUUCGACAUCGACAACUGCCUCUACCCGAAAUCCUACCGCAUCCAGGACCUGAUGGGCGACUUGAUCGAUGAGUACUUCAUGACCCACCUCACCCUCACCAAGGAGGAUGCACGGGAACUCCAUCUCCGCUACUACAAAGACUACGGCCUGGCUAUCGAGGGGCUAGUCCGCCACCAUAAAAUCGAUCCGCUCGAGUACAACGCCAAGGUCGAUGAUGCGUUGCCGCUAGACGAUAUCAUCAAGCCCAAUCCCAAGUUGCGCCGCCUUUUGCAGGACAUUGACCGUUCGAAGGUCAGGCUGUGGCUGUUCACCAAUGCCUACUUCACCCAUGGGCAGCGCGUUGUGAAGCUUCUAGGUAUCGACGAUCUCUUUGACGGCCUCACGUAUUGUGAUUACGGCGUUGCGCCACUGCUUUGCAAGCCCGCUCCGGAAAUGUUUGCAAAGGCGAUGAGGGAGGCCGGCGUUACGAAGCCCGAGGACUGCUAUUUCGUUGACGACUCUGCAUCAAACGCUGCGGGUGCUAAGGACUACGGCUGGACGGCAGUGCAUCUGGUAGAACCCCAGUUUCCGGGUCCUGCUGCACCCGUUGCCCAUUUUCAGAUCGAGUACCUGGAGGAGCUGAGGACUAUCUUCCCAGAAUUGUUCAAGGCCCCGUGA